AUGGCUGGACCUCUGAAUUUCCUUCUGAUUGCCAGUCUGCUGCAAGGUGCCCUGCGUGGAGAGUUGAAGGUCGUCUUUCCAAAUCAAAUAGAUGUUCAAUUUGCUCCUCAGAUCCUGUCCUCAUCUGACUGCAUCAAAGCUGCAGACCAGCUCAACUGUUCCUGCAGGACUGUGGGAAAUCCUUCUCCCACUUUACUCUGGUAUUUGGAUGGGUCACCUGUCAAUCACUCCGACAAGUUUGUAAUAAGCAAUGAGCCUCUAAAUGACACAGGUCUGUGGAGCAUCAUCACUGUGAAUGGACCACAGGAGAGGGAUCUUUCCACCUUGCUCUGCCGCAGCUCCAACUCUCUGGGAUCUGCUACUCAAAGAUUUUGUGUCAACAGCCUUGAGCCUCAGACAUCUGCUCAAAGUCAAGACCGAGUGAUGUUGCCAGUUUUCAUCGGCAUCGUUGUCGCUCUACUUGUACUAGUAUGUGUUCUGCUGUUUGUUAACAGGGCUCAGAAGACUCACCAUAAACGGCUGACGAGUCAGUGCACCGGUGACACCGGCCCAGUUACUAUGAGCCAUAUUCUAGCAAGUGGAGAAGGAAAUGAGGUCAAACUAAACACAGCAGAAGAGGACAUUUAUGUCAACAACGAUGCACUGACUUGCGCAGAUGUCGCCCACCCUGCAACUAUCUCCGGGCCGAACAGCACCACCUUGCCCAGCUCUGGACCAAACAACGCAGAAGGAGCCCGCAAAAGCUCAGAGAAGGCGAACGACGAAGGCAAAGACGUGAUCUACUCUACUGUGAACUGUAGGCCCAAGAGAAAGAAGAAGAAGGCAGAAGACUCGGUGGACGUGCAUCAGCCUGGUAGCUCCUAUCUGCAGGAGGAGAUAUGCAUGGAGGGAGGCACGCUCAGAGGGUUUGUGAGCAACGCACUGGAGAUGGGAGGUCUGUACGACAACAUGGAGCCCAGAGAUGUGCAGAAAGAGGUGGAAAGUGAAUAUGCUCAGGUUAAAUUUAAAGACAAGCGUGCUAUGCAUAAAUAGAUCACAGAUCUAUAUUGCUGUGUCAAGUUUUGAAAAAUAUUUCUUAUGUCUUCCUCUCUUAAAUGUAUGUUUUCUUGUUCGUCAGCUAUGAUAUGGACAUUUUGAUUAUGGUAUUAUGUUCCUUUGUUUUUAAGUUUAUGGAGUUUUUAAGAUCUUGACAGACUUUUUGUCACUGAAGAUAUUUUGAUCGCAUUAAAGUGCAUAAUAACAAUGAUAAUAUUGAUGAUGAACAGUUUUUACUUAAUGCUUGAUCAUAUAAAAUGCUGUAUAUUCACCUUUAUUUUCCACUCAUAUAAUGAUGUUGCCAUGUGUAAAUUGAAGGAGAAGCUCUGCUGUUUCACAUUUAUUUAGCAGUGUGCCAUGUUUUGUGUAAUUGUAUUAUUGUUAACAUUUCUUUUUUUGUUCAAACUGAAGUGUUUGUAGCUAUUUGAGCACAAAGAAAGUGCAAUCGUGAAUAUGUAUUUUUGUUUUGUUUUUGCAAAAGUAACAGUCUACAUUCUUCUUUAGGACCAUGUCAUGUAUGUAAGCCGAACGUUUCCAUCGAUCUUCAAUUUUGUAUUAAACACACAUUUUAAAGCUU
Molecule: messenger RNA, 1612 nt
Organism: Anarrhichthys ocellatus (wolf-eel)
Lineage: Eukaryota; Metazoa; Chordata; Actinopteri; Perciformes; Anarhichadidae
Exons: 7
Coding region: 1-1032 (343 amino acids)
Source: RefSeq, a predicted model, not a curated record